This is a messenger RNA of Acanthoscelides obtectus, 1260 nucleotides long. NCBI's taxonomy places the organism in Eukaryota, Metazoa, Arthropoda, Insecta, Coleoptera, Chrysomelidae. The record is from the annotation of a GenBank genome assembly.
GAGAAGCUUCUGCUAGUUUUGUCAAUUGUCAACAGUAACACAUUUUAUAGGUUUUGCUUGUACCUUUGCAUGCCACCAUUUUUUAUAUCCGUUCUCCUAGUGCUUUCCUCUUUUUCCGAAGAUUUACCAUAACAGCGCGGGAUAGUUUAACGAAAUAAAAGGAAUUUCAAUAACAAAUUUAGUUUCAGACACGAAGUGACCGAUAAGUUCUUUUAGAAGCAAAAUUUAGGAUAAACUAAAGCAGUGAGUUUCGAGACACGGAACCUGCACAACUUUUACCAAAAGAAAACAUUGCAACUCACUAUGUCCAAUACAGCUGAUAAAGCACUGAGCUUACUUCGCUAUCUACCAAGAGUAUGUCUCGCAAAUAUUCGAAACAAUCCAGGGGCCCACAAGAAACCCAGAAGGGGCCGGGCACAACAUGGAGGAGACAAACAUGGCGAUGGUAACAAAGGUUCAGGACAGAGACAAAACUUCAUGAGAUUGGGUUAUGAGACUGGAAACAAUCCUUUCCACCUACGGUUCCCACGAGAGCCCUAUUACAAAGGCCACCAUCUUAAAAGGCAAUACCCACCUUUGUCUAUGUUAGUCCUACAAAAGCUGCUUGAUACCAACAGAUUAGAUGCCUCUAAGCCUAUUGAUCUGGUGGCUAUAUUAAACACAGGCUUAUAUAAGUUAGCUCCAGAUCAACAUCAAUUUGGUGUUCAACUAACAGAUGAAGGUGCAGACAUAUUUUGUGCAAAGAUAAACUUGGAAGUGCAAUGGGCGACUGAUCUUGUAAUUGCUGCUAUUGAAAAAGCUGGUGGUGUUAUAACAACAGCUUAUUAUGAUAUGCCUAGUCUACAAUCCAUGUUAAACGCUCAAAAAUUUUUUGAAAGAGGUGUUCCAAUACCUCGUAGAAUGAUGCCACCACCAGAUGCUAUAAUGUACUAUACAGAUCCAGCAAAAAGAGGCUAUUUAGCAGAUCCUGCAGAAGUAUCUAAGGAAAGAUUAGUUCUAGCACAAAAAUAUGGCUAUACUCUUCCCAAGAUUGAGGAGGAUCCAGAUUAUCAGAUGCUUACUGAGAGAAAGGAUCCAAGACAAAUAUUUUAUGGUUUGCAUCCAGGAUGGGUUGUAAAUUUAAAAGACAAAGUGAUACUCAAACCACAGGAGGAAGAGUUAGUUGCAUAUUAUAAUACAUAAAUCUGGCUGUAGUUACUAGAAUAACACAUUAGUAUAUGCUGUUUUUUUAUUGUUAGGCCCUUGCAUUUUCCUAUUGAC